AUGACACGGGACGAGGACGUGCCGUCGCCGGGGCCCGACGAGGACCUGGAGCUGCCCGCGCCCGACCACGAGCCCGACGCAGACAAACUGCCCGCGCCCGACCACGUGUUGGGCGACGAUAGUGAGAGACAAUGGACCCUAUUGCAACUGCAUAAGCGGGACGAGGACGUGCCGUCGCCGGGGCCCGACGAGGACCUGGAGCUGCCCGCGCCCGACCACGAGCCCAACGCAGACAAGGCUUUAGCAACGAGGGAGACUAUGACAGCGAGUACUUUCUCGUUGCAAACUCGCCUCUAUCCCAAGCACAUAGAGUGUUGUAAGCAGCGGGACGAGGACGUUCCGUCGCCGGGGCCCGACGAGGACCUGGAGCUGCCCGCGCCCGACCACGAGCCCGACGCAGACAUAUCAUACAACAUUGACCGCACGUUCAACACGUCGGUUGCAGCAGACGGAUCCCUCUACAACUUAGGUCUGUCGUCGUUCCUCAACAACGACAACGCGUUAGCCCUGUUCAACGAGUCCAACGAUACCGGGAUUAGUAGUGCAAACAAAAUAGAAGUAAUAAACAACAGACCCUCAGAGAAACAAGACUUCAAUAUAAACGACUUCCUAAAAACGUUAUUACCGAAUGAGACGAAUACCGUCGCAUCGGAUAACAACUCAGUGGUUUCAGUAGCAAGCGGUACCAUGUCUCAGAAGUCUCAAGACACGCUACCGGGAUUGGACCUCCUUACACCUGAUUCUACUGGGAAUCCCCCGCCACCUACGUCAUUCUAUGGGACCAUGGACCAUAUUGUGAUCGACGAUGCGGAUCAGCCCUACCAACCAGAAACAAGUAGUCCCUGGAAUAGUAGUUCGUGGAUGCCGACGGCGGUCCCGCCGGCGGGCCGCUCGCCCGGCGCAUUAUUCGCCGACACGCCGGAAUCGCCGCCGCCCGCGCCGCCGCCGCGUCCGCCUAUCACCUACCCACCGCUACACCCGAAAGGGCCGCCUCCCGCUGACGUGGACCACAGAGGGAUAUUACCUCCCCCGCCUCCCCCUCCAGUGUUGCCAAUACUUGGUCACAUGGAAGACGUAGACCAUCGAAUGCUGCCGACGCUGCCGCUGCCGGUGCCCGCGCCGGUGGCGCCGCCUCACCACGCGCCCGUGCAACAAGAUGUGGACCAUAGGAAUCUAAUAUCUUUAACGCACCAACCCGCAAUAAGGCCUCCCAAUCCCGUCCCGAGACCGGUCAAUCCAGUUAUAAAUUUGGAUCAGGAUUACAGAGUGCCGCCGAUGCUGCCUCCUACCGACAUUGUGGAGAGCGUCGAUAUGGACCUCUCGGAGGACGAGGAUCAACAAAGUGGCUACCAACAAAAGCCGGAAUUGGCCCGACGGCACAGCUUCAACAACAACAAAGUGCUAGUGGGGGGCGACAACGGCAAAACGAACCACAAGGAGCACAACAACCUCAUACAAAUCAACAGCACGGACUACGACAGAAAACCGCACUCCGCGCCCGUUCGUCCUUUAUCCAACCCGUUCGAAAACAUGUCGACUAUCGAAAACUUCAACAUGCCGUUCCAGAAUAACCCCCCGAGAGAACCGGACAGAGAGGAAAACUCGAACGACAGCGCGUACGAGGAAGACUUGCGGAGUCGAGGUAUGGAGAAAGAUGUGCGGAAUCCGUCCCCUCCGGUGUUUGAAGAGGGCGAUUGGCAGAAUUCUAGCCCCCGGCCGUUCCUAAACCAACGGUUCCCGCGGAAUUGGGGGCCCCGGACUAACUUCCGGCCCGCGGGCCCCGGCUUCGGGCCGCAGUUCUGGCGCGCGGGGCCCAGGCCGCCGCGGUGGGGCCCGCCGCGCCCCCAGCGGUUUUGGUGAUACGUGAUUAGUGAUAUUGUACCUUAUUACGUUUAGCUGUUUUGACUGUAGCUGACGUUUUGUGGAAACAACAUGUUGACAGUGAAUUCGAUUGAUACUCAUUUGAAAAAUAGCACCUCGUUUUAAGUAAAAGGUGUAUUUAGAUACGCAGCAAAAGCCAAGAGGCCCGUGUCUCAUAAAGUCCGGUCGCCGAGCACGUAGAAUUUCGUCCAAUGACCCCAAGCUAGCCAUCCUUAUCGCUCGCGCGUAAUUAUAUUGCUGUCGCGCUCGCACACUCACUGCGACAUGAGCGAUAAGGAUGGGUAGCUUGGGGUCAUUGGACGAAAUUCUACGUGCUCGCCGACCGGACUUUAUUAGCAGAACGAUAUACGCCACGUAGCAAUGUAAAUGUACUUUUAUUGGCUCGGUUCGACUUCGCAGUAUUACACAGAGUUUCAUACGGCAACAAAUACAUGAUUUGCUUGAAACAGAGCUACUCUAUAACACCGUUUUGGUGUUUUCGAGUCUAUCUUUGUCGCUCUUCCUCGCUAUUAGUGAAAGGGAUAGAUCCUAAAAUGGUUUAGGGAGACCUUUUUUGUAUUUUCGAGUCUUUGUAUCUUUGUCGCUCUCGCAAUAUGACACUGCGCAUUUUUUACCCACAGCAGUCAUUUGUUAACGUCAUCAUACACGUUGUCUAUGGUGUUAUAUCUGUUGAGCGAUCGUCAAUUGUUGCCAGAGGAAUCGCCUUAUUGAAAGAACCUUUUGCUCAAUCUGAGAUCGGAAAGUCAACGAUUUUUCAUUAGUGGACUGGAAAUUUAAUUUAAUAUUGACGUAAUAUCUCACGUGCGGCUAUAGUAGAAAAAACUAUUGGUGACUAUGAGGUAAAAUAACUCUAGAUAUACAAAGUGAAAUAGCAUUUUAAAUACAAGUUUACAUAUCGGUAUACUUGUUGGCAACCAGCGACAAUAGACGAUGUAUGUGGCUUGUUAACUAUAAGUUAGAAGGCACUGAAACGUUAUUUUAAAAUAGAACUAUCAGACACUUCACUAAGUGACUUAACAGACAAUUUUGAAAAAUAACGGAUACAUGUUUUAAAUAAGUUUACGCUUGUCUUAGCCUGAGAGGUCUCAUACAUAAAACCCGGUUGAGUUAACUGCGCACUUGGCAGCUGUGACGUCACGUCGACGCUCUGGUUCGUCGGGUACUCACCCGAAGAAGGGUCGUAUUUCAGCGAGGUGCGCAGUUAGCUUAAUCGGGUGAACAUAGCUAGUUCAAAAUUAAAUAUCAAAAUAUUGUUUUGAACUCAAAUUCCACGGACAGUUACUUUAUUGUACAUAAUUUUUAAAACAGAUAAACUAUUGUAAAUAAAAGAAGUCAUAUGUUGUCAAAAGAUCUGUAAAAUAUCAACAGAAUUAUGAAGUAAAGUCGUUGAUGCAGAAAUCUAUCGCAUGUUUUCUUUUAUCAAAACGAAGUUCUACAGUCAAAAGUUGAGGUAGAAAUACAUUUUCACGAAGUGCAAUAAUAAAUUUAAGAUCUUUCUUUUUGGAUUCUAAUAGAAAGUAAUGUAAGUAAGAUUUCCAGCUGUAUUUUAAGUCCUAUAAGUAAUUCAAAUAACUAACUUUAACUGUUUUCUUCAUUUGGUCUUUUAGAUAAUUUAAUUUUGAGUAAUAUUAUUCAUUGACCAAAUGUAUUACUACCUCUUUCUUUCAAAUGAAAUUCAAAACAAUUUUUUACCAUUUUUGGCCACAGUAAUUUCAGUGGUUUUAAAAGUUGUUGAGAAUUUUUGAAAGAUUUUUAUAAUAGAGUCUGAUGUUGUUGUUUUAAUAUACUUAAAUGAGUGUAUGUAAAAAGGUUUAUUCGAAAUAUUUCAAGCUGCAAGUUUUUGUAGUUUGUAUUUUAUUGUACGAUACAAACAUACGUUAUUGUUUACUUAUAUUUUCCUUCUAGUCUGUAAUCAUUUUUGAAGCAACUUGAUUGUUUUAUAAAAUUUAGCAUUUAAAGGGCAGUGGCAAUAUUGAUACUUUGAACUUUAUUGGCUUUGUUUUAAGGUCGAAAAGCUUUGCUCUUUAAAUGCUUUAUAAGACAAUAUUAAAUGACUGCAAUGUCGCAGAAGUAUCUCAUUUUUAGAAUGUAAUAAUAUUGCAGCUUUGUAAUAAGUUACUUUUAAAAUGUAAUUAAAACGAUCAAGUUGUAUUGUGUAAGUAUGAAGUAGAAACUCGCUUAUGUCUCGUAUUAUAAAGGUUGACAGUAAAAUAGGUCUUUUGCUUAUAAUAAUAAAGCUUAAUAGUAA
Ostrinia nubilalis (European corn borer) is the source of this 4129-nucleotide messenger RNA. RefSeq names its product splicing factor 3A subunit 1-like. The transcript is spliced from 15 exons. Lineage: Eukaryota; Metazoa; Arthropoda; Insecta; Lepidoptera; Crambidae. The coding region runs from base 1 to 1860 and encodes 619 amino acids. The record is from RefSeq and is a predicted model, not a curated record.